AUGGCAGAUACGAAACUCCUAGGAAAACAUCAGUUGGAAAAGGCGCUGUACGAGGAGAACAAAGACAUAUCGUCUGGAAGAUUGAAGGAGGAGAACCCAUUGGACACCAGUAUAGAGUUCAGAAAGUUCUGUGAGGCCUGCAGGCGAGGAGAUCUGAAAGUCUGCCAAGAGACAAUAAGCACCGGCAUCAACAUCAAUGCAAGAGACGAGUUCGAUUAUACUCCUUUGAUUCUGGUAAGUGAUGAGCAGGAUGUCCAGCAGAGGGUGUCGCGAGCUGAUGGCUGAUGAGGUUUUCUUGAGGCUUCACUAUGUGGGCAUUACGAAGUCGUGCAGAUGCUUCUCGAGCAAGGCGCGCUCUGCGAACGAGAUACUUUCCAAGGCGAGCGUUGUCUGUACAAUGCCUUGAAUGACCGAAUACGGAAUCUACUGCUCCAAUAUGAUUACAGCAAAUCAACAGAUCCGCUGCAGCCUCUCGCUGCCCAUAUCACAAGCUUGCUCUCUCGAGAGAUACCAAGGACGACAGAUAUCACCGUUCAGACGGGAGAAUCCAAGUUCGAAUUACACAAAUUCGUUCUAAGCGCACGAAGUCCCUACUUUUCCCACAAGCUUUCAGCGGCCCCGGAGACCACUUUCUGGAAGCUGUCGAAUUCAAUACCGGCACAGUCGUUCGAAACUUGCAUCCGGUACUUGUACAUGGGCGAGGUUGGUGCCGAUCUAGGCGAUGGCGAAGAGACGCAAGCAAUCUUGACUGGCAUCGACAAAUUGAGUCGGCAAUUGGAGAUUCAACAGCUCUUCGAAGAUGUUCUCGCGUCUGGAGAUAGGCGACGAGCGCGGCAACGUCGGACGGAGGAGGUAGAAAGAGGUCGAGAUCAGCUGGCGGGCUGGUUUGAGAACAAUGUGCUCAAAAACAAGAUGGAGGUUGAAAGCGAGAAGGCCAAUGGUGUCAAGUGGGACAGAGACAACGGGAUCUUUGCAGAUGUGUUGUUGCGAGCGGAUGAGGAAGAAGGCGAGGAAAAUACCGAAACGCGGCAACACGAAACAGAACCCAAGGUCCGGCAAGCUGAGGGUGCAUUGAAAGGCAUUCCUAUUGGGCAUUUCCAGAACGACGCUCCCCGAUCUCCUUCAAGACAACGGAAACCAAAGCGCGCGGUACUUUACCCAUGCCAUCGAGCUAUGCUUCUCCGAUCGGAAGUCUUCGCGACGAUGUUCGCCUCGCCAUUCCGGGAAGGGCAAGAAAGCAAGCACUUGCAGAUUGUACCUGUCGACUGUUCACCCGAUGUCUUGGAAAUUAUCCUGAAAUUCUUAUAUACAGAAAAGGCCGACUUCCCGCUGCAGAUCGCUCUGGAAGUACUCAGUGCUGCAGAUAUGCUUUUCAUUGAAAGGCUGAAACAGAGGGCUGCACUGCUUAUCAGCACUCUUGGGAAUGGAGAUGCGAGCAUCGUGGAAGCUGAGAACCCGCGGGGAGAGACCAACUUGGAGGAAGUGAUUGACAUUUACGACGUUGUUCGAGCUGGUUGGGAUACCCGGGUACAUCGACUGGAAGAAUUUGGGGCUCGCUACAUUGCAUAUCGCCUGGAGCGCUAUAUUGACGAGCCAGAGUUCAAGGAAUUGGUCAAGGAGUCUGCUGGCCGAAUUCAGGGUCGUCAAGAGACCGAUACCGUCGAAUUGAUCGAUGAUAUACGGUAUUACCUCAGUGACCGAUUCCGCCUACGCUUCGAGGAUGCAGGGCUGGACGAGAUGAUGGACGAGUCUGAAAUACCCCCAGAAAUCGCACCUGGCGACCAGGACCAAAAGCCGCAGGAGGACGAAGGCGUUGACGUCCAUUCUGGUCUCACUCCGCCUUCCGAGCCUGGAUUUGCGCCUGAUUUAGAGCAAGUCGCAGGUGUCGUGCGCACUUUGGACGGUGAGAUAGCUGGCGACGAGUUUGCUCAGGACGCCAUAAAUUAUCAGAUCUUAUUAGGAAAGAUAGAGCGGUUGAUGGAGGACCUAGGUCUGGAUGGAUAA
This is a messenger RNA of Lecanosticta acicola, 2004 nucleotides long. Lineage: Eukaryota; Fungi; Ascomycota; Dothideomycetes; Mycosphaerellales; Mycosphaerellaceae. The record is from the annotation of a GenBank genome assembly.